AACACACGUAUUCAAUACCCUUACCAUCUCCUCCAUUAAUGUCAACUUUCUCAACAACGACAACCUUUUGCUAUAAAUAUAUCUUCUUCCAUUUUAUUGCAUUUCAUACACAUUUAGAAGGAAAUUAAAAGAGUUGAUAAAGUAGUAUCCAUGGAAGGUUUAAUCCCUUGUUUGAUCCAUGCCAUGAAGAAGCAAAAACCCAGCAACCGUUACCGAUCCAUGUCCGUUGGGUCUAGCCGUGGUUACCAUUUGUUGAUGGAACAGUCACCGGCGGAAUCCGUCGAGGGGUCGUCGCAUAGGCGGACGAGGUCGGAGUUUCAGCCACCAACGACGGUGGAGUUUGUUGAGCAAAGGUCUGGUCUUGGUUUGGUUAGCUCAAAGGGCGACAACUCUAGUUCUUAUUUAAACUACCCUUCUUCAAUGGCUGGAAGCUCGAAAGCUGGUUCUUAUUACCGGCAAAACUCGAAGGUGAAUAACGUUCGGAUUUCUGAUAUUCGACCACGACGAUGAUCAUCUGUUUAUGUUUUCUUUAUUUAGAAUAUGAAGAAAAAAAACUGUUUGGUGUUGAAGAUUUGUUUGUUGCUUUUGUUUUGAUCAUCGGAAAAUUGAUGAUUUUCGUAUUUAAUUGUAAAUUUAAACAGUUUUACAUUGCUGUGAUUAGUGAUUAAUGUAUGGUUUUGAUUUUUGUGUGUGUUUGGUGAUUAA
Gossypium raimondii (Peruvian cotton) is the source of this 705-nucleotide messenger RNA. RefSeq lists its product as uncharacterized. NCBI's taxonomy places the organism in Eukaryota, Viridiplantae, Streptophyta, Magnoliopsida, Malvales, Malvaceae. The transcript has a single exon. The coding region runs from base 151 to 510 and encodes 119 amino acids. The record is from RefSeq and is a predicted model, not a curated record.